AUGGAAGAUAUGGCAGCAGGAAACCAUUGCACAGUGACAGUUUUCUUCUUGGCUGGGCUCUCAGAGAAGCCAGAAUUCCAGCUGCCCCUCUUCUUCCUCUUUGUUGGAAUCUAUUUGAUCACCAUGGCUGGGAACCUAGGCAUGAUCACACUGAUUGUGCUCAGUUCCAACCUGCACACACCCAUGUACUUUUUCCUCAGCAGUCUGUCGUUCAUUGACUUCUGUCAGUCCACAGUUGUUACCCCUAAAAUGCUGGUGAGCUUUCUGACAGAGAAGAAUCUCAUCACCUACCCUGAAUGCUUGGCUCAGAUCUACUUUGCCAUCAUUUUUGGAACUGCAGAGUGCUACACAUUAGCAGCAAUGGCAUAUGACCGCUAUGUUGCCAUCUGUAACCCAUUGCUUUACAAUGUAACCAUGUCAUAUCAGAUAUAUGGUUCUCUGAUUUCAGGGGUAUAUAUUUUUGCUGUGUUCUGUGCAUCAGUAAACACUGGCUUCAUGUUUAGGAUUCAGUUCUUCAAAUUAGAUAUAAUUGACCACUAUUAUUGUGAUAUUCUUCCCCUUUUUCAGCUUGCAUGCUCUAAUACCUAUAUCAAUGAAAUGUUAAUUCUAUUUUUUGGUACACUGAAUAUCUUUGUCCCAUUGAUGACUGUUAUUACUUCCUACAUCUUCAUCAUUGCUAGCAUUCUCCGCAUUCGCUCCACCAAGGGCAGGUCCAAAGCCUUCAGUACUUGCAGUUCCCACAUCUUGGCUGUUGCUGUCUUCUUUGGAUCUCUAGCAUUCAUGUACUUACAGCCAUCAUCAGUGAAUUCAAUGGAACAAGGAAAAGUGUCUUCCUUGUUUUAUACUACUAUUGUUCCCAUGCUCAACCCUUUGAUCUACAGCCUGAGAAAUAAGGAUGUCAGUGUUGCAUUGAAGAAAAUACUUGAAAGAAAUUGA
Mus pahari (shrew mouse) is the source of this 936-nucleotide messenger RNA. Its product is annotated as olfactory receptor 1537-like. NCBI's taxonomy places the organism in Eukaryota, Metazoa, Chordata, Mammalia, Rodentia, Muridae. The record is from RefSeq and is a predicted model, not a curated record. Bases 1 to 936 code for a protein of 311 amino acids. Gene Ontology annotation, molecular function: G protein-coupled receptor activity; odorant binding; olfactory receptor activity. Gene Ontology annotation, biological process: sensory perception of smell; G protein-coupled receptor signaling pathway. Gene Ontology annotation, cellular component: membrane. The transcript has a single exon.